Messenger RNA from Manihot esculenta (cassava), 1276 nucleotides. RefSeq names its product eukaryotic translation initiation factor 3 subunit A. The record is from RefSeq and is a predicted model, not a curated record. The coding region runs from base 537 to 1097 and encodes 186 amino acids. Lineage: Eukaryota; Viridiplantae; Streptophyta; Magnoliopsida; Malpighiales; Euphorbiaceae. The transcript has 3 exons.
AUGGAGGAUGCAAAUGUAUCCUUUAACUCAAACCUAACCCUAAACACUCCACACCCCUUUAACCCUCUCUCUCACUCAGCCCCCCUUCCCUCCACCUCUGUCUUUUCUCAUGCAGCACCCCGGCCUUUUCUCGACACUCACUCAACCUCUACCACCCCCACCCCUACGGCGCACCUCUUAUCCCUUUCUCUUCUCUCAUUAUGACGCCUCUUCUUCCUCCAACGAUUUCUGCUCCUUGCAAGAGAUAGAUUCACAAUCUUCAAGCUCUGCUUCUUCCUCUUCUUGCUCCAACGAGUCAACAUAUGCUUCUUCAUGCCCUUCACCUUCAGAUUGCUCCUACUCCUAGAUCUGUCGCCUUCAGAUUUUGGUUAUUAUGGUUGCCCUUUUUUUUCGAUAUAUAUUACAAACAAACUUAGAUGUCCCAUACCUUGCUGCUGCCAGUGGUCAUUGUUCACCACUUUGAAGCUCUUGUUUGCCACUGAUAGAAACUAUUGACUUGAGGAAGUUCUGUGCUUUAACAGUUUGAAUUCAAAAAAAUGGCCACUGCCACCACUCGCUCCACUGUCUAUGCAGGGCGCCGCUUUUUCUCUUCUAUUGCCAGCAGCCAUAACAAUAGCCAUAAAGACACCCAUAAAUUCUUGGAGCCUAACUCCUUCGUUGGUAGCUGGAAAGUGCCAAAGAACCCAAAAGAGGCAGAGGCACAACUAGCACGACUGAGGAGGGAGUAUGGGAAACAAGUGAAAGAGGUGCGCAAGGACUACAUAAGGGAAAUGGAGUUGAUGCGCCUCGAGAAGCAGAGGCAGGAUGAAGCUAGAAAAGAGGCCACUAGGGUUGCAAAUGAAAAGCGCAAGAAGUUAAAAGCAGAAGCUGCUAAAGCUAGAGCUGAGGAGCGCAAGAUUGCUGAAGAGGAAUUUCGUCAAAUGCUGUUGAAAGAAAGAAGUGCAAAGCUUGAAUUUUGGAGGAUGAAAGAACAACACAAGGAAGAGUACAAGAAAGAGAAGAAAGAACAAUUGCGACGACAAAGCUCCAUAUGGAUUGAUGAAAUUAACAUAGAGAAGAGGACAAUAGAAGCCAUGGUUGAUAUAUCACUGUUGUGAGUUCCUUUCAUUUUCAGUUUGAAUCUUUUCUUGACAAAUGAAAAUUCAAACUCACAACUUGAUUUAGAAAUAAGUAGGGCUUGAUACAUCCUUAAGUUAUUUGGAUUUUAUGAAUUGUUCUCAUAUCAAGCGUUUGUAUUUUUUUUAUAGUGGUUUGUGUUUUUGAAUUGUUCUCGUAA